Messenger RNA from Dermacentor albipictus, 882 nucleotides. RefSeq lists its product as uncharacterized. The record is from RefSeq and is a predicted model, not a curated record. Lineage: Eukaryota; Metazoa; Arthropoda; Arachnida; Ixodida; Ixodidae.
CUUUCGUCAAGAAUAAUGUCGGAGCCCGUUGUGGAGGAUGCGAGACCCAAAGGGAGCGCGUACAGGAAAGCCGCUCAGGCGCUGCCUAUUGCGGGCGCCAUGCUGUUCCUCUUGGCUGCAAUCGGACUGUUCUCCUUCUUCCUGGGUCACGGGAGCUCGGACGAGUUCGGCGCCGCUGCAAAGAUGAGGGUCGACGACAGCUCGACCACGGACACCGUGCUGGCAUUCCGCAGGGCGCUGGACGCCGAACGUCCGACGGACAGGACGGAACCGAUGCCGCUGCUGACCGACAGGGCGCAGAGGUACGGCGUCACCACUAUAAAAUUGGCGAGGAGGAAAAACGCCAUCAAGAACAUGACCAAGACUGUCACCAAGAAGAUGACAAAGAAAACGACUGAGACGCGUGCCAAGGGGGGGAAGACGAAGAAGCUAGCGACGACGCCAGCCAAGGGAGUGAGACAGAAGACCUCGAACACGAUGGCAAAACACAGAAGCGUAGAUAAGCGUAGUGGGCGCAGGACCACUGCGAUCGGUGCUCGAAAGAAGGGAUCGUUGAAGCCGGAGCAGCGGUCGGUGUCUAGUGAGGUCCCGCGGAUCGUCGUCACAAAGCAUCCGAAUACAAAGACUGUAGAACCCACUCGGAAGAAACUGCGGGGCAAGAUUAAUGCUCCUGACGCCGAGAAAACAUCGACGAAAGCAGGCGUUGUCGGAGAGGACGAAGCGCGCGCGAUAGCCGAAGACGUUGCCGACUACGAGGCUCUGGUGGCCGAGCAGCAAUCGGGAAUCGACGAACCCCACCAAACGGUAUAGCAGUCUCGCUGCUAUCGCGUGACGUGGUCAACGGUGAAGAUAACAUUCGACCUUAGUAAAGACGACAUCAGC